This is a messenger RNA of Pangasianodon hypophthalmus (striped catfish), 2217 nucleotides long. RefSeq lists its product as uncharacterized. Bases 98 to 1777 code for a protein of 559 amino acids. The record is from RefSeq and is a predicted model, not a curated record. Lineage: Eukaryota; Metazoa; Chordata; Actinopteri; Siluriformes; Pangasiidae. The transcript has 6 exons.
GUGAUUUCAACUGAGUGGCCUUUCUGUGAAACUAAACUACCAUCCACAUGCACACUGUGUCUGUUUUGCUUAUUAUAACAGUUAAUAUCAGUUGAAAAUGCUUGGAGGCUGUUUGUUGUGCACAGUUUGCACCCUGUUAAUGAUCCACAUUGAGGCUGUGGUGAAAUGCCAUAUGAUAAAUGAACAUGAUGCCCCCAUGGCUGCAGGAUCUCACCAGCGAAAUGCCUUCUAUGCUUUGCGAAGCUGCCACCAGAUCCUUUACGGCGACAGCGGCGAAUUCUUCUCACCUGACUACCUGUGCUCGAACCCCGCGGUCUGGUGCAACUGGACCAUCCAGGUGCAGCCUGGGAAACGUGUGCAGGUCUAUCUAGAGGACCUAACACCAGAGCACGUGUGCCACCUGAAGACCGAUCAGAUCCACCUGGAUGAGUCUCCGGUGUCAGCUGGAGAGAGCCGCAUCCUGGAGCACUGCUGGAGGAGUAGCAUGUACACAUCCAUCUCAAACACGGUGCAUGUGGUGCAGCUCAUCCGCCCAAACCCGAACCCACCACAUCGGGGGUUUUACGGGGCGUACCAGGCUUUUGGCCUGCCACAAACUCCAGAUCUAAAUGAGGACGUAUCGGAGGAAGAACAAGUCAAAGUGGAAGAAACGGAAGCCAAAGAUGCAGUGACAAAGAUCCCUAGACGGAAAAGCUUCUCAAAUGGACUAGAGGAAAAUGUUGACGAUGCUCAUGUUGAGCAUAUAGGAGUCGGCCACAGCAUCAGCCCUCAGCUGAAUGAGAUUCGUACACCCACUACAGGAUCUUUCAGAGAGAUCCGGAAGAUCAGAGGCGGAGCCAAGAACCAAGAAGUACCCUUUCAUGGUGCUUUACCUCAGGAUGACGUUGAUGAGUUGGUUUCAGUGCCGACAGGAAUACCAAACUGGAUAACAGUCGAGAAGUACACUCCGAUGUUGUUUGAUAAUGGGCCACAUGGCCCACACACUUUGGCUCCCACUUACACCACACACUCCUUCUCCUCAUCCACUGGUACCACACUGACACGGUAUACCAAAAAGAGAGCACCAAAAAGAAAACCGGUUCUCGCACAGUCAUCUACCACGACAGCUACUGUGAGCAAAAAUGAGGUUACACACUUCAGCCAAAUGGCCUCUCAAACGCCUGAUGAUCCAACUGACGCCAAGAUCACAGAGCCAUCAACUCCACUGGUUGAAGAUGUUGGUGCAGUUUCCAUGGAGAUGCUAAAGACUAACGGUGCCACAGCUUUGCAGGCUGCUUCUGAAGAGCAUGUUGGGGGUCUUGUGGAGAACAGGCCAAAUUCAAAAAAGAUGAAGCAAUCUCACGGAAUUAAAGACUUUCUGUUUUCCUACACAGAGAAAUCUCUUCCAGUCCAAAACUUCAGACUUGUGACUGAACCUCCACAUUUCCCAGGGGACUGCAGCAGGACUUCAGUCCCCACACUCCUUUAUGCCGUGUGUUUCCUGCUCUGCUUCCUUAUUGUGCUGCUGAUGGUGGCGUUGGGCGUGAUGUAUCGUCGUUACCGCCAUGGGACAUUCCUACCUCGCUGCCGGCACAGCAGCAGCUUCACGGGCAACGACAUCAACAACAAUCCUAACUCAGGAACAAGUGAUGAUGGAGGUACCUCCAGAUCCCCACCUCCUCCACCACCCCUCCGCCUGGCUGGUGCAGCCCACGACCUUCCCCUGCUCCGAUUCAGCCCUCUGGCGCCCCCUGAUGGAUUUGAGGGCAGACCGCAGAAGGAGAACGACGCACUUUGAACUUGACUGAAAUUGCAUUGAACUGCACUCCAAUCAUUUGGCAGCUGCACUUUUGAAGCAUCACAAUGUUGUUGUUUUUUUUUUAAAAUGUGUUUCCUUUGUUCAGUUUUUUAGUUCUGCUCCUCCACUGUGUAUUAUACAAAUCUAAUAUUAUAUGGAGUGUGUUUUGUUAUAGACUUUUCAUUUCUAUUUGACACAGCAUUAGGUUAAUCAUUAGUUUGCAAGUAUUUGCCUAAUUUUAUUCAUUAUGUUUGUUCAUAAUUUUUAUGUAUUUGAAUUGCUUGCAAAAAGUAUUGGACCUGCUUCUGUUGUCCUGUGUGUGCUUGUGCAGUCAGUGCCAACUUCCUUAAAGUACUAAGAUCAGGUGUAGUUUCUAAUGUUUCAGAGCCACCUGAUGCUGUCCAGGUAAACUGCAGUUGGAAUAAAAAAUAUGAUCAUGC